This is a messenger RNA of Arachis stenosperma, 1836 nucleotides long. RefSeq lists its product as uncharacterized. NCBI's taxonomy places the organism in Eukaryota, Viridiplantae, Streptophyta, Magnoliopsida, Fabales, Fabaceae. Gene Ontology annotation, molecular function: nucleic acid binding; zinc ion binding. The record is from RefSeq and is a predicted model, not a curated record. The transcript has 3 exons. Bases 292 to 1320 code for a protein of 342 amino acids.
AAUGCAUACAUAAAGGGGUUCCUGAAAUCCACUGAUAGCAUUUUGGAGCUGGUGCACAGCUUAGAUCGCGUUGUAAAGGUUUAUCGAAACAACGAAGUCACGGCGCAGUUCUAUUCUACGUACUACAGCCCCGUGUUAACAACCGGGCUUGACUCUAUCGAGCUUUUUGCAUCGAAGCUGUACACUCGAGCAGUUUUUAGAGAGGUCAAGAAACAAAUCAGGGGUGUUGCAACCUUGCUGUUUCGUGGGAGAGACAGCAUCAGCACCACGGUUGUCUACAAGUUUUCAAGGAUGGGCGCGCCUGGUAGGAUUCACAAGGUUUUAUUCGACCCAGAUGACAAGAAAAUUCAGUGCGACUGUUCGAUGUGGAAUAGUGAGGGUAUUCCAUGUAGUCACAUAUUCUGCCUGAUGAAGUACGAGGGUUUGGAACAAAUACCGGACAGCCUUAUUGUGAGAAGAUGGUGCAAGGAUGCAAAGGAUUCCAGACGGAUGCCGGUGACAAUGAGACCUGGAGAUGAAGGUCGCAUGCUUAGGUAUGCCGCACUUUCUUCGGCCACAAGCUUGGUCGCAACACUUGGUUCGGAUGAGCGUGAAGACUUCGAAUUCGCUAAGGAGAGCAUCGCGAGUCUAAUAGAUAAGCUACGUCACAGAGUUUAUGAAAGGGCAGGUGGUCAGCCAGGUAUGUCGGGGUGGAAAGCGAUGAAGGACCCGGUUGUGGCAAGAACAAAAGGUGCCCCUAAGAGGAAGAAGGAGUUCGACCAAUGUAGUCAACCCGACGUGCGAGGGAAGAGGCGUUGCUGCACCAAAUGUGGCACACCCGGGCAUACCAAGAGGACAUGCAGCGGGUACUGUGCACGAGGGGUGUCCGGGAUUGGUAAUGGGGUCUCCCCCACGGAUGGCAACGGUUCGCAUGACGGCCCUGCAGCCGCUUCAGCGUCUCUUCCGACCGAGCUCGGUCAUGCGUAUGAGGAUCAAACCUCGGGUCACGGCGAAGCUGGUCUGAAUAACGUGUCUACCUCAGCGGCAAAUACAUCCUCCAUGGUGAGUCGGAGAGGUAGUCCAUGUUGGCGUCCUCCGUUUUCUGGCGGGGGAAGUGGGGGGAACUUCUUCCUUGGGGGCCAACACAUCCACCAAUUCUAUGCAUCCCAACCUUGCUCCGGGCACCAAAGCGAUCCGCCGCCGCACGCCGGGCACGGGAGUAUGUCAACUCCGAUGAGGGCUAUGAAUGAGGACUUGUUUGAACGGUGGCUGCUCCAGAAUGUGAUGGGUCGUCGCUCGUCGAGCAAUAUGCAGGGGGGAUUUCCCACGCGUGGAACUUGAUGUUAAGCUGGGGGAUAACACAUACCGAAUACUUUGUGUCUUGCAAAAAGUUAUUAUUUUCGGUAAGGUCUGUCUUGCUAAGUGGAAGCUGCAGAUUUCACUAGUGUGUGCUCUGUUUUUCUGAUUUAUUGUAACUACAUUUCUAGUGUCUUGCUGGUGACAAAUUGAAGCAUUAUUUGAGGUUUUAGUUGGGUUUGUUUAAUUUUGUCUCCGGAAUAGCUUGGCCUAUACUCAGUUUCUCACUAUGUUCGUAGCUCCCAUUGUCUGCAUAAUUAUGGCCAGAUGAUGUUAUUUGCUUCGUUGAUGAAGAUGGAGAAUCUGCUUUCUUAGUAGAAGGACUGGCUGCUGAAGGCUUUGUCUGAGUUCCUGUAGGCUUUGAAGUUGAACUUGUUUGAGUAAAUUUAGGCUCUGAACUUGAAUGAAUUUCUUGGUGUUGCUAUUUGGAAUAUCUUAGCUGUAGGUUGCAUAGAUGUCUUUUUUUUUUGGUAAAAUGCAUCGAUGUCCUUUUUGUGCUGA